GGCCGGGGCGGAAAGAAUCUAAUCCCGUUGGAGGGUCUGAGUUGAUGAAGGCGGGAAUUUGGUCAUCUGGCUUCUCGCCCUCUGGCGGCUCCAAGCAGCAGGCCGGCUUAUUUUACUGCCCGCAUGCUCCCAGAUCCACACUGAGAGUGACUUUCUCAGGGUACGGGCUUCCAGAUGGGGGAUGAGGGGCCAGGAAGCACGGUGCAUCUGCUGUGCCUUGCAGCCUCCAGCGGCGUCCCCCUGUUCUGUAGGAGCAGCGCCGGCGGCGCCCCCUCCCGGCAACAGCUCCCUUUCUCUGUCAUCGGCUCCCUCAAUGGGGUCCACAUGUUCGGGCAGAAUCUGGACGUGCACCUCAACUCUGCAAGAACGGAGGACACAACCGUGGUGUGGAAGAGCUUCCAUGACAGCAUCACCCUCAUUGCACUGUCAUCUGAGGAGGGCACCUCUGAGCUGAGGCUGGAAAGAAUGCUGCACAUGGUGUUUGGGGCCAUGGUUCUCAUUGUGGGACUCGAGGAGCUGACCAAUAUCCGGAAUGUGGAGAGACUGAAGAAAGAACUGAGGGCCAGCUACUGUCUCAUUGACAGCUUCCUGGGGCACUCGGAACUCAUCGGGGACCUGACGCAGUGUGUGGACUGUGUCAUUCCUCCAGACGGGUCUCUCCUGCAGGAAACCCUCUCAGGGUUCGCAGAAGCCACUGGCACGGCCUUUGUCAGCCUGCUGGUGUCAGGCCGAGUGGUGGCAGCAACUGAGGGCUGGUGGCGCCUGGGCAUGCCUGAAGCCGUGCUAAUCCCCUGGCUGGUGGGAUCUUUGCCACCACAAGCUGCUCGAGACUACCCGGUGUACCUGCCCCACGGGAGCCCCACGGUCCCACACCGGCUGCUGACGCUGACGCUCCUGCGGGGGCUGGAGCUGUGUAUGCUGUGUGGGCCACGCCCGGCCCUCGGCCAGCUGGACUCACAGGUGAUGGACUGUCGCUCUGCUGCCCCAGCACAUGCCCUCAGUGAGCGCCACCUGCUGCAUGCAGGCUCUGGCCAACCAAGCUCCACAAGGCCCUCACCUCCUCCCAUCAUGUCCCCGCAGCUACUGGAACGCUGGUGGCAGCCGCUGCUGGAGCCCCUCCGGGCCUGCCUGACACUGGGCCCUAGGGCGCUGCCGGAUGGGUUCCCGCUGCACAGCGACAUCCUUGGUCUGCUGUCGCUCCACUUGGAACUGAGACGCUGCCUCUUUACUGUGGAGCCCUCGAGGGAUAAAGAGCCUUCCCCUGAGCAGCGCAGGCGCCUCCUUAGAAACUUCUACACACUGGUGGCCACCACGCACUUCCCACCAGAGCCAGGCCCUGCAGAGAAAGAAGAUGCGGUCCACAAGGCCCAGACACCCAAAGCCUGCUAUCUGGUGCUAGGGCCAGGCAUGGGGUGUCAACUGGUGGCUCUGCAGAUAGGGCUGCGGCUGCUACUGUUACUGCUGUCCCCUCAGAGCCCCACCCAUGGGCUGCGGAGCCUGGCCACCCACACUCUACAAGCCCUCACCCCGCUCCUUUGAUAUCCUUGGGGUAAGCAGUCAAUAGAUGGGGUAAUAUUAGCGUCUCUCUGUUUAUUCGCUCACAAUAAUACACGGCCCCUGGAUGGGGAGAGGG
Molecule: messenger RNA, 1633 nt
Organism: Acomys russatus (golden spiny mouse)
Lineage: Eukaryota; Metazoa; Chordata; Mammalia; Rodentia; Muridae
Gene: Fuz
Product: fuzzy planar cell polarity protein
Exons: 10
Coding region: 175-1539 (454 amino acids)
Biological process (GO): vesicle-mediated transport; non-motile cilium assembly
Source: RefSeq, a predicted model, not a curated record